Poeciliopsis prolifica (blackstripe livebearer) is the source of this 808-nucleotide messenger RNA. It is a transcript of the gene fam89b, whose product is annotated as family with sequence similarity 89 member B. The record is from RefSeq and is a predicted model, not a curated record. Bases 174 to 632 code for a protein of 152 amino acids. Lineage: Eukaryota; Metazoa; Chordata; Actinopteri; Cyprinodontiformes; Poeciliidae. The transcript is spliced from 2 exons.
CAAAACAAAGCCCGGAAGCUUCAUAUUCUUUCUGGGGCCAAAAAUCCCUUUGCUCUCGUCUGAAUCCAGGAAGAUGAUGUCAUUUUCUUUGAGUAAACAGCGCCUUUGUGUGAGCAGCUGAUCCUGAGAGGUUCUGAAAGCGAUAAAUCCACUUUUACUGAGGAAAAAGUGUCAUGGACGGGAGUUUGAGCAGAGCAGACUGUCGGGUUGGUGCCGCUGUGUUCGCCGCAGAGGGGCUGCCGCCGCUGCCUAAGAGCCUGAGCGGGAUCCUGAACUCCAGCGGCGGGUCCUGGAGGGACAUGCAGAAGAUGCACAGCAAGAGGAGCCGCAUCCAAGCCGAGAUCAGCUGCAGAGGAGGCAGAGAGGCGGCUGCUGCCAAGCCUGGUGGUCUGGACGCUACGCUGGCGCUGCUGCGCAAAGAGAUGGUGGGUCUUCGUCAGCUCGACAUGUCUCUGCUCUGCCAGCUGUGGUCUCUCCAUGAGGCCAUCCAGGAGUGCAAGGGCGAAGCCUCCAUCACCGCUGAUAACGGAUACUCUGAGGAUGAAGAGGAGGAGGAGGAACUAGAGGAGAAGAAUGAGGAUAAAGCACAAAGCUCUUCUCAGCACUCUCCCAGAAACUCCUUUCAUUUAUAGUUAAUAGAAACACAUGGACCAAUGGUGAAGAGGCCGUUUGGCUCUUUGAGACCCUUUUUUAUUGACGUUUUAAUUUAUCACAUGCCUGUUUAUCUGGCACAUUUUGCUCAGUAAGAUUUGUACUUUGUACACAUUUAUUAACUUUUAUGCCUGGUUUAAUAAAUUAUUAUUUUUAA